This is a messenger RNA of Chaetomium globosum CBS 148.51, 2865 nucleotides long. RefSeq lists its product as uncharacterized. Lineage: Eukaryota; Fungi; Ascomycota; Sordariomycetes; Sordariales; Chaetomiaceae. The coding region runs from base 1 to 2865 and encodes 954 amino acids. The record is from RefSeq and is a predicted model, not a curated record. The transcript has 2 exons.
AUGCCCAGCAUCCUGUCUUCCAGGUCACUAACUGGGUCACCGGACCCUCAGAACGUAGGGUUUCUCCCAUCCCCAGGUUUCCCUCCCGAGCCGCGGGGCGUGCCGUUCUUCGCACCCCUCAAGAAGAAAAAGUCACCCAAAGCCACCACCAUGCCGAGCAGUGAGAAGCGUUCCGUAUCCGGGGCUUUCCGCGGGUUCCGCCGACACAGCGACAAAUCAACGCCAGUGACAACACCACCCGUCUCAGCAGCGUCGGCCAGCCCGCCAAUCCCCGACCUCAACAACACGUCAGAUCUCAUCUCAUUCCCCAAGGUAUACGAAGAGGCAUGGGGCGGGCCGGAGGUAAACCGUACCGAGCUGGAGCGGGCACGCAUCUUCCUCCUGCGCAUGGGCGUCAUGGUGAUCGACGGGCAGGCCAAGAUGGCGGAGAUGCGCGCCAUCGUGGGCGAUGAGACCAACCGCACUGUCCCGGGCAUCGCGUGGGCCAUCCAGAUGCGCAUCUACGGCAACCGGCACGCCGACUUCGCCGCGACCCCCUUGCUGCAGGCGGUCCGCUUCAUGCUCAUCAAGGCGCGCGUGCCCCAGAGCGGCUUCACCGACCGGUCGCGGGCCGUGCUCGACUUCUUCUUCGACCCGACCCUGCACCGCGACGUGCAGCCGCCGCCACCGGGCGAGAUGGUGCGCUACCCGUACCCGUCCGGCCGCCUGCGCGUGUGCAUCAUCGGCGGCGGGCCCACGGGCCUGGCGUCGGCCAUCUCCCUCGCCGAAAAGGGCCAGGGCCGCGUCGAGGUCCACGUCUGGGAGCGCCGUUGGGUCGUCACCGACACGGGCACCGUCGACUACCCGCCCACCGCCCGCCGCCGCGACCAGGUCGUCACCCUGCAGGACUCGGUCACCACCCUGCUCACCCCGCGCACCUUUGAGGCCCUGUUCGAGGGCCACCCGGAGCGCGUGUGGCCCGGCUCCGCCAACAUCCAGAUCCGCAAGGUCGAGGACCGCCUGCUGAGCCGCUGCCAGACCGACGAGUUCCACGGCUUGAUCCACUUGCAUGCCGAGGGCGUCACGCGGGAAGAGCUGGCCGCGGGCAAGUGUGGCGACUUCCAUGUGUUGCUGGGCACUGACGGCGCCGCGUCGUGGGUUCGCGGGAACUACUUCCGUGGGUAUGAGAAGGAGCGCGGGAGGAGCUACGCGCUUGGUCUGGCGUUUGAUCGGGGAUCCAAGGGGGGUUUGCCCUGGACCCAGUCGCUCAACAUGUUUUUGACCCUGGGCCAGACGCGGUACCUGUUGAAUGCUAGUGACUUUGAUGGGCGGGGGUACCUCAACAUGCAGUUGACCGAGGAGGAGUGGGAUAAGAUGGUGGGUGUCGAUGGGAAGCCUAUCCAUUUCGGCAGCCCGGCUUGUUUCCGUCGCCCUGAUGGGACUAUUCCGGAAGGGUUUGAGCCCGGGCGUGUGUUUGCACCGUCGGAGGAUCGGAACUCGCCCCUUUGGAAGUCUAUCGAGGACGGGCUGAAGCUGUUUGGCUUUAAGGAGGAGGAAGUGAUCAACCUGGUGCGCAUUCCCAUCGUCGUCCAGGCGGUGCGGGAGGGUGUGCAACCCUUACCCCUGGAAGAUUCGCGGUUCGUUGCUCGCCCGCAUGCUCUUGUGGCUGUGGCCGGUGACGCCGCCAUGACUGUGCAUUUCUGGCCGGGCCGUGGCCUGAACAGCGGUAUCAAGGCCGGUCUUGCCCUGGGCGACGAGAUCUGCCAUGCGCUCAAGAGUGGCAAGUUUGCGGGACUCCAGAUCAGCGCCAUGAAAGAGUACAACGAUUUUAUCAUGAAAUUGCAGGGCCGUGAGCAUGACAAGCGCAGUAUUCCUAUCCUGAACCAGUCUGGAUCCCCCGAGAUGCUGGGUUGGUUGUUGAAGAAGGCACAGGCUGUGCCGGACGAGGUUGCUAUCGAAUGGUUGGUGGGUGCCAUGACACAGAUUGCCGACCGCCUGGAGCUCCGUGACGACUGGUACUUCCCCCACGAAUCCAACAUCGAAGCCCAGAUCCGCAUCAUCCUGCGCCAACUCAACAGCCUAACCCUCCGAGAAAUGGCUGUCAGUUUUCCCUGGCCCACCCGCGAGAUGGCCGGCGCCGAGGUCCUGCCCAUCCGCUCCAUGCGCCCCGAAGAGAAGCGCAAGUGGCUCCAACAACUCUGGAGCCUUGUGAAAGACGAGAAGAGCAAAGACUCAGCCCGCGGCCGAGAACGAUCUACAUCCACAUCCAACGCACGGUUCGAGGCACCCCGUCCGCGAUCCAAGUCACCCCUCCCCCCUCGCGGCCAGAGUCCACGGCCGGAAACACCGCCGCCACCAGCCUUCGUCGGCGGCCCGGUCCCGCAAAUGCCCUCGGUCGCGCCCGUCGCCCAGCUCGAGUCUCUCAACCUCAACCCACUCGCAAGCCACCGCCGGUCUCUCUCCCCCACUCCAGGCUCGCUCCGCCGGAGCAACGCGACCAACGCGGUCCGACGCGCGUCCCAGUCGGGAAUGCCUCCGGGAGUGGGGAUGGGAGUGGGAGUGGGAGCGGGAACGGCGGCCGCGAUCCCGCCCCACGUCGUCGGCCCCGAGCGGCCGAGGCGGUUCAGCAACUCGCGCACGCUGGCGGUGCCGACAGCAGGGAUGGAUGGGAGCUUGAACUACUCAUAUCUGAGCGAUGGAGAGGAUUAUGUGAGCAGUGGGGAUGAGAGGUACCCGCGGUCGACGCCGUCCACGACGCCGGGCUCGUCGUCGCCGGCGAGUAGGGGGGAUGGAGGGUUGACGAGGCUGUUGAGUGUUAGGAAGCCGAAUGACUCGUUCUUGGCGGAUGCUAUGUCGUUGGCGCUGUUUAGGGUUAAUGAGGAUUGA